AUGGGGUGUGCUCUUAUACUGGAGAACACUGGGCCCGGUAAGUCUCCAAUAAUUGAUGACUCGACCACACCUACCGGCAUCUGCAACAUAGAACACAAACAGAUAGACAUCCCAGCAGCCAACAGAGAUGGGGAUGUCACAUGUUUCAACCUAUUUGCUGUAGCAGUCCAUGAAUUUGGCCAUGAGCUUGGCCUGCCCUACUCAUCUGACCCUGGAGCUAUUAUGUACCCAGCAUACAACCUUGCCCCCAAUUAUGAACUUCAGCUCUCCUUCCACGAUGUGAAAGAUGUCGAACACCUGUAUGGUAUCAGUCCCAAUUUUGCUUCACUAUUCUCAAAACAACCUCCUCAGACACCUGACAAAUGUGAUCCAGAUUUGUCCUUUGAUGUGGUUACAGAAUUACAACGGUUCCUGUUUUUCAAAGAUAGAUUUAUGUGGCGCAAACAUCCACAGUUUGAUGAAACUGAAAUCACCCUGAGUAGCAGUCUGUGGCAAGACACAGUACCUCCCUGCUUGGAUGCUGUCUAUGAGAAUGUGGAGAGGAAUGUUAACGUGUUUUUCAAAGGUCAUCAAUACUGGGUGCUGAGGCAUUCAAUUGAGGAGGGUUUUCCAAGAAACAUCUCAGACUUGGGCUUCCCCUCCAGAAUAAAAUCUGUAGAUGCUGCUCUUCACUUCAGAAAUGAGCAUUACACUGUGUUCUUCACUGGCCAUGAGUGUUGGAGGUACAAUGAGCAGCAGAAGACGAUGGCGGGAUCACCGACACUUAUAGAGCAGCAGUGGCCGGGGAUUCCAACUCCCAUAGAUGAAUCUUCAUUCCCAACAGGAGUUGUCCACUUCUUUAAGGGAAACAUCCACUACAAAUUUGACUCCAACUCCAAACAUGUCUUGUCUACCAGCCCUGCUAAAGACCUGCUGGAAUGCAAGAAGAAUGACGACAAUGAAGUACUGACAGGGAGGAGAUAAUUGAAGGAAAGCCACCAUGUAGCCUGAAGCCAAUGGUGCUGUGUAUUUAAUGUGUGUGUAUACAAAGUGUUACGAAACUCCUAGAUUCAGCAAUAACCACAAUGUACCCAAUACCAAACUGGGUAACUGAUGAAUCCAGGACAGUGGUUAAAGUGUUACGGUACCUCAGCGUGUAAUACAAUGUUGUAAUAAUGGCAUUUGUACCUUGUAUCAAAGUACAUUUUUUGUGUUGUAUUUACAUU
Sander lucioperca (pikeperch) is the source of this 1205-nucleotide messenger RNA. Its product is annotated as collagenase 3. Gene Ontology annotation, biological process: extracellular matrix organization; collagen catabolic process; proteolysis. Gene Ontology annotation, molecular function: metalloendopeptidase activity; zinc ion binding. Gene Ontology annotation, cellular component: extracellular matrix. The record is from RefSeq and is a predicted model, not a curated record. NCBI's taxonomy places the organism in Eukaryota, Metazoa, Chordata, Actinopteri, Perciformes, Percidae.